CCUUCAUCAGACUCCCGAGCGAGAGACAACAAGAAGACCCGAAGAACUUAUUCUACGCUCUUCAGAGAAACUCAAGACUUCUGAGAAGAGAUCAAAAGCAGCAGGUUACACUGACCGUCCCGUCCCUCUCUCUCCUACAGGAUGGGAUCGGCAGGAAUACAGAUCGUGUGUGUGGGUUUGGGAAUUCUGGGCCUCAUCGCUGCCAUCGUCACCUGCGUCCUCCCCAGCUGGAAGGUUUCCUCCUUCACUGGACAGAACAUCAUCACGGCACAGGUGCAACAGGAAGGCCUGUGGAUGGAGUGUGUAUACCAGAGCACAGGCCAGCAGCAGUGUAAAUCCUACGAAUCACUGCUGAUCCUGGGCUCGGACAUCCAGGCAGCUCGUGCCAUGACCAUCGUGUGCUGCAUGGUGUCAGCGCUCUCCCUGCUGGUGCUGUUUGCUGGCGCUGACUUCACCACGUGUGUCGAAAACGAGGACGCCAAGCCGAAGAUCUGCCUGGUGGCAGGUGUGGGCAUGCUCAUAGCAGGCAUCCUGCUCAUCAUCCCCGUCAGCUGGACAGCCAACAGCGUCGUGAGCAACUUCAACAACCCGUUGUUGAACGCGGCGAACCGCAGAGAGCUCGGGCCAUGCAUCUUCAUCGGCUGGGCCGGAGGAGUGCUCCUCCUGCUGGGCGGAGGACUGCUGUGCUGCUUCAGCCGCCCGCGAUCCGGAGGCUCUGGAGGCACGGCCAAGUACUACAGCAACAGUGCCUCGGCUCCAGCUAAAAACUACGUCUAGGUGUGUUGUAGAUGUGUAAAUCACACCUCAAAUAGCAAAUAUUUCAGCUGGGGGGAGGAGGGGGAGGUGUUGGUCUAAAACAUUAUCACUGAUAAAUAUUAUAUAAGAUAAAAUUCCAUUUAUCAAUAUAACACUAAUAAAUAGUAAGGUUGUUAAUAUUACGCCACAUGUGUGUAAAUAACUGUCAUAAAUAUGAUUGUUUAAAACAUGGUGCAUUAUUUUUUUGUUUUGAAAGAUCAUGGCAUGAUAAAUGAAACAAAUGAAAGAAAAAGCAGCUAAAGUUUGUUUAUAACAUGAUAUACCAAGAAAUGAAAUUUAACAUCCAUUAGAUCCACCCCUAAUUUGAAUCAUUUAAAUAUGGGCAGGGCUUCUUUAACGAUACAAUUUCGUGUGUGUGUGUGUGUGUGUGUGUGUGUUUUUCAGGACAAGUAAAUCUCAAACCUCAUAAGUCUGUAAAUAUGACAUUUCCAGGAUAAUUAAAAAAAAUAACAAUGUCUAUGUUCAUUUACAUUCUUCUUUCUUCUUUUUUUUUUUUUUUUGCAAAUCGCUGCUGUCAUGAGAAAACCAUUUAUAUAGCUAUAAAUCUUUUUUUUUUUUUUUAAAUAAAUAAACAUAACGUUUCAGCAUGUUUUUUUUUUUUUUUAAACGCUGCGUUCAGAACAGCUGGAUUUUUGCAUGAGAGCAAUGAAAUGAUGUAUUUUAUGGUAUUUAGCUUCAUUCUGAGUCUUUAAGUCGGCAAAGUUUCAGGUAAACCCGUCCUGUUAGAGCAGCUAAAGCUGUCUAAAGUCAGGAUUUAGUCAGAGACCUGGUGUAGAAAAGCUUUUUAGACCUGUGUGAGAUGUAAUACACGUGAUCAGCUGUGUGUAACGUCGCUUUGUAAUGAUAAAAUAGCAAAACUGUAACAUCAUGGCUUUGCUUUUUUUUUUUCAUAUUUGAUUAAAAUAAACAUUCCUAAUACUUUAA
Molecule: messenger RNA, 1740 nt
Organism: Ictalurus punctatus (channel catfish)
Lineage: Eukaryota; Metazoa; Chordata; Actinopteri; Siluriformes; Ictaluridae
Gene: cldni
Product: claudin i
Exons: 3
Coding region: 142-777 (211 amino acids)
Biological process (GO): cell adhesion; bicellular tight junction assembly
Cellular component (GO): bicellular tight junction; plasma membrane
Molecular function (GO): structural molecule activity
Source: RefSeq, a predicted model, not a curated record